Cantharellus anzutake is the source of this 2394-nucleotide messenger RNA. Its product is annotated as glycosyl hydrolase family 3 N terminal domain-containing protein. Lineage: Eukaryota; Fungi; Basidiomycota; Agaricomycetes; Cantharellales; Hydnaceae. The transcript has 16 exons. Gene Ontology annotation, molecular function: beta-glucosidase activity. The coding region runs from base 84 to 2123 and encodes 679 amino acids. The record is from RefSeq and is a predicted model, not a curated record. Gene Ontology annotation, biological process: glucan catabolic process.
GCUCUUGGGAGGCUGCUAGGAGUAUCGCACUGGAUGUCGUGUCCAACUUGACUCUCAGUGAAAAAGUAGGACUUGUUCGUGGAAUGGGACAAUUCGGUGGCCGAUGCGUGGGGAACCUUAAUGCUGUUGCUCGUCUGAACAUCCCUUCUAUCUGCCUCCAAGAUGGUCCAGCGGGCGUCCGAGCCGUCGAUCUUGUGUCAGGAUUCCCAGCUGGCAUCAACGCUGCUGCUACCUUUAACCGAGACCUUAUUCGACAAAGAGGCGUCGCAAUAGCCGAGGAAUUUCGUACGAAGGGCGCUCAUGUAUACCUUGGCCCGUCAAUGGAUGUUAUGCGUGCUCCCGAAGCUGGUCGUCUAUGGGAAUCGUUUGGCGCCGAUACUUACCUCACCGGGGAAAGUGUAUAUGCGACGAUAAUUGGUGUUCAAUCAAUUGGCGUUCAGGCCUGCGCUAAGCACCUCAUUUUGAAUAACCAAGAAACCUAUCGCUUUGUUGAAUCCAGCAAUGCCGAUCAAAGAACCCUCAUCGAGAGAUAUGUGACUCCGUUUUGGCGAGCCGUUGAUGCAAACGUCACUUGCGUCAUGUGCAGUUACAACCGGGUCAAUGACACGUAUGCUUGUCAGAACCCUGCGCUCAUAGGGGAAACGGGACUGCUCAAGAAGACGAUUGGAUUCGAAGGUUUUGUAGUUUCCGAUUGGGGUGCCACUCACGGAUCAGCAGCAGACAAUGCAAAUUCAGGUCUUGACGUUGAAAUGCCAGGAGGCUGGAUCCUGAUCGGUGGCGGCGUGUACUCUGAUCUUGAACACGAAGUUGCCCAAGGAAGCGUCUCUGUUUCUACAUUGGACACGAUGGUAAUCCGGGUUCUUACGGCCUAUUACCGUCUCGGUCAAGACCAGGGAUACCCGCCUACCAACUUCAACGUCCAGUCUUCCAGCAACAAUGAUCAUGUCAAUGCCCGCAGUAACGCACAUACUUCUCUCAUCAAAACAAUUGCAGACGCUUCCGCUGUCCUCCUGAAAAACGUAGACAACUUUCUCCCUCUGGCCGCACCUUCAACAAGCGGCCCAGCCAGGAAGAUUGCUCUCAUUGGCAGUGAUAUUGGAGCCCCGAAUAAAGGUUGCCUUUUGAAUGCCUGUGACAACGGGACGCUCUCCAUAGGAUGGGGAUCUGGGACUACCACGCUAGAAUACCUUGUGACUCCGCUUAACGCCAUGAACAGCGCUGUUGCAGGGACAACAACUACUCUUGUCACGUCUCCGUCCGAUGAUCAAUCUAAAGCAGCAGCUGCCGCAACUGGCGCAGACGUCGCUUUGGUUUUCGUUAACGCGGAUUCCGGGGAAUACAACGUAGUUCCGGUAGACUUGGAAAGUGGUAGCACUGGCGACCGACCAAAUCUCAAUCUCUGGCAUUCUGGGGAGGCUUUAAUCAACGCAGUCACGAAAGUCAACAAGAAUACAAUCGUCGUCAUGCAUCUUGUGGGGCCUACAGUUGUCGAGUCCUGGAUAAACAACGCAAAUGUCAAGGGUGUCAUCAUGGCCGGACUUCCCGGAGAGCAGUCAGGCCCGUCCAUAGUAGAUGUCCUCUUUGGGACUGUUAACCCAUCAGGGCGACUACCAUACACCAUUGCAAAGUCGGCAGGGGAUUACAACGUUCACACGGUUGAGUUCGAGUUUAGCCUUGAGCCCGACAUCACGUACACCGAGGGCCUCUUCACGGACUACAUGUACUUUGAUGCUCAUGACAUUACUCCCCGAUUCGAGUUUGGCUUCGGUCUGUCGUAUGGAUUCACAACAAGAUAUUCAUCCCUUCAAGUAUCCGGAUCUGGCUCCACAAGGACAGUUUCAGCGAUUGUCCAGAAUACGGGCACCCGGGCUGGAACCGAGAUCGUACAGCUUUACCUUGGUUUCCCUGCAUCGGCUCAGGAGCCUCCUAAACUGCUGCGAGGAUUUGAGAGCGUUCCAUUGGAUGUUGGAGCUCAGGAAACGGCUACUUUUCCCUUGGGAUUUAAUGAAUUGAGUGUCUGGAGUGUUACUUCCCAAUCCAGAACCGUCCCUCCCGGAACGUAUACGGUUUACGUUGGAUCCUCCAGCAGAGACAUUAGGCUGAUUACAACUUUUAUUGUGUAACACGAAGUAGAACUAGAAAGUUUAUGGACCUUAUUGUUCCAGAUCUAGCCGCCGGUAACAUUAUUUGAUCCGCCCCUCAUCAGCUCUCGUCAAUGCAUAUCGGUGGUGUACUCGAGUUGCAGUUGAGCCUCCGUUUGCAUAUUCCCCCUACUCCCAGACUCAAUUGUCCUCCUAAGCUCAGGGUCCUGUAUGACCCCCAAACCCAGGGUCCUUUCUCUGCCCCACACAGUUCUAUUCCGCUCGCCGCAUGGGUGGUCCUGAAAUCAGAGUA